Pistacia vera is the source of this 2039-nucleotide messenger RNA. Its product is annotated as ethanolamine-phosphate cytidylyltransferase-like. Lineage: Eukaryota; Viridiplantae; Streptophyta; Magnoliopsida; Sapindales; Anacardiaceae. Bases 297 to 1568 code for a protein of 423 amino acids. Gene Ontology annotation, cellular component: cytoplasm. The record is from RefSeq and is a predicted model, not a curated record. The transcript has 10 exons. Gene Ontology annotation, molecular function: ethanolamine-phosphate cytidylyltransferase activity. Gene Ontology annotation, biological process: phosphatidylethanolamine biosynthetic process.
AAGACUCGGCUUCGCAUGUCAAAUUUCAUACAAAACAAAUCAAAAUUUGAUUUAUUAAAUUAAAAGAUAUCUUUCAUUUUUUUAACAAAAUUUUUAUUUAAUUAAUUAAUUUAAGACAGCUCCUUCGUUUCUCUGCAAAAUUUGUGGGGCUCCUUAGCGCUUAAGAAAGAGGAGACACGACACCGAAGCGCAAAACGAGACCUAAUUUUCAGGUUUGGUGUCUCCUCUGAUUGAGCAAGGAGAGAUUUGUAUAAAUUUAGGAUUAGGAAGGGUGGAAUUGAGGUAGGACAUCGACAAUGGAGUAUGAAAGUAACAGUUGGAUUUGGGAUGGGGUGUAUUACUAUCCACAUUUCUUUGGAGGUUUGAUGCUCACGGCGGCAUUGUUGGGCGUGUCCACCAGCUAUUUCGGUGGAAUUGGAGUCUUUUCGUUGCCCCAUUUGUGGUCUGAUUCUGGGAUCUUUCACAAAAAGAAAAGCGAGAAGAAGAAACGUGUGAGGGUUUACAUGGAUGGCUGCUUUGAUCUCAUGCAUUUUGGCCAUGCCAAUGCGUUAAGGCAGGCAAAGGCUUUGGGAGAUGAAUUGGUUGUGGGUGUUGUUAGUGAUGAGGAGAUCGUUGCCAAUAAGGGACCCCCCGUAUUGUCCAUGGAGGAGAGGUUGGCCCUUGUUAGUGGAUUAAAGUGGGUGGAUGAAGUUAUAGCCAAUGCUCCUUAUGCUAUUACUGAGCAGUUCAUGAACCGCCUCUUCACUGAGCACAAGAUUGACUACAUCAUACAUGGUGAUGAUCCGUGCCUGCUUCCAGAUGGAACUGAUGCUUAUGCUUUGGCAAAGAAAGUUGGCCGCUACAAGCAGAUUAAGCGCACAGAAGGCGUCUCCAGCACAGAUAUUGUAGGGAGGAUACUUUCUUCUAUGGAUGAUAUAAAAGCUCAUGAAUAUUGUAAUGGUAAAUCCUUGCCUGUAAAUCCCCAGAAAGCAAUUCAAUCCAAGAGUGCCAACAUAUCUCAAUUUCUGCCAACAUCCCGUAGGAUUGUGCAAUUUUCAAAUUGCAAGGGACCUGGACCAAAUGCUCGUGUGGUGUAUAUUGAUGGGGCAUUUGAUCUCUUUCAUGCAGGACAUGUAGAGAUUCUUAAGAAGGCUAAGCAGCUUGGAGAUUUUCUUCUAGUUGGAGUCCACACUGACCAGAUUGUGAGUGAACACAGAGGUAAUCACCACCUGAUUAUGAAUCUACAUGAGCGUUGUCUCAGUGUGCUGGCUUGUCGUUAUGUUGAUGAAGUCAUCAUUGGCGCACCUUGGGAAGUUACUAAGGAUGUGAUAACCACUUUCAACAUCAGUUUGGUUGUGCGUGGGACAAUUGCUGAGACCAACUCUUUGUUGAUUGAUGAAACUGAUCCAUAUGCAGUUCCCAAGAGUAUGGGAAUUUUCCAGUUACUCGAGAGUCCUAAAAGUAUAACUACCACUUCAGUGGCCCAAAGGAUAGUUGCCAACCACGAUGCCUACACGAAACGCAAUGCCAAGAAAGCAGUGAGCGAGCAGAAAUACUACAAAGAGAAGAAAUUUGUUUCAGAAGAUUAGCUGGAAUAUAAAUUUUAUAGGGGCAGCAAGUUUUCAGUACAGUGUCGAUGUGGCAUUAACCUUUUAUAGAGUUGCCUGUUGCUGAAGAUAAUAGAAACAGUCUCAUGCAUCUCUCUCUUGAAGGUAAAAAGGGUGAAAAGAAGUAUUGAAGUUGAUAGAAGGAUACCCUCAUCAGAGACUUGGAUUAACUGUUUUUGUUUUUAAUUUUUUUGUUGAUUAUGUAACUUUUAUCUCAUAGUAAUAACCUUCAAAUAAUAUGGAAGAUUUGCAUAAAGCUCCCAUUGUAUGUUGUAAACAAUUGUAAACAAUGAUCAUCUCUGUAUACUGUAGUCAUUCUCCCUUUUCUUUUUUUCCUCUUCUUGCAAGAGUCCUUCAAAGGGAGAUUCUAUCAUGGUAGCUACCUUUUAUUUGGUUAUUUUUACAGCAUUUUGUAUAUUAUUUAUUGGUUAUAAUUAUGCUUACUUUGAGUUA